ACUUCCGACAGGAAUUGAAAGAUGGCGCUGCCCAUGUUAAGAGGUUGUUACAGGUUUCCAUCAACACUUAGCUUUACUCGUCUGUUUUCAAAUGAACGUAUCAUCCUGAACUGGUCCGGUAAAACGCGGUCACCUCCUUCAUCACCGGCCGGUGCGGCAGCAGCUGUCCGCCCCUACAGCUCCGAGCGGGGCAGAAAGAAACAGACCCAAAAGAUUGUGAUGGUGGGAAUCCCGAACCCCUUCAUCUGGUUCCGCACCCGGAUUUACUACUUCCUCAUCAGAACUUACUUCGAUAAAGAGUUCAGCAUUGAAGAAUUCGCGGAGGGAUCGAAGCAGGCAUUCUCUCAUGUUUCCAGACUCCUGUCACAGAGUCAGUUUGAAGCUCUGGAAGGGCUGGUGGCUAAAGACUUGAUUGGGAAGCUGGAAGAAAAGUGCAACCUGCUGCCACUGAGCUACAAGCAAGCCCUCUCUGCAGAUCCUGAAGAGAUCAUGUACACAACACCUGGAGACGUGGGAAUCUACUAUGAUGAUAAUGGGAGGAAGUUUGUCAGUAUUCUGAUGCGUUUCUGGUACCUGACCAGCGCACACCUUCCUGACGACACCAUGGAGGGAACUCGCAUCUUCCAGGUGGCCAUUGGUGAAGAGGUAGAAACGAAGAGACUGCUGACCGCUAAUUAUGAAUUCCAGAGGGAGUUUACUAAAGGAGUGACACCGGACUGGACCAUUACGAGGAUAGAACACUCCAAACUUUUGGAUUAAGCCGGUUGUGAUUUGAGGCAGAUGAACCUCAGUUGUUAGUGGAAACUACUCAAAAGACAUGAAAUUCUCUGUAGUAUUUUGUUUUGCAAAUUGAGGACGAAACAAGAUGAUCAAGAUUAUUCACAGAGGGAAAACAAGACACAGCUCCUGGGCAGGAAGUCAGAGGAAACACCAGGACAAACUUGGAUUCAUCCACUCUUCACUGAUGCUCUCCAAGACAUCUGCAGUAUGCCAGUGUUUCUGAUUGUAUUCUUCACAAUCUCUAAUAUCCUAGAAAACUGAUGAUUAGAACUUGACUAGGUCUGUAAACUUACUUUGGAAGGUUUUGUGCUUUCAGGAAUAGAGGAGUCAAAUAUUAUAUACUCACAGCCUUAUUUGAACUAUUACAUAACACCAGCUGGGUGGGGUUUACUGCAAAAGACUUAACAGCAUAAGCUGAUUGUCCUGAUGCAAUAAACACCUCCAGUCCAAUACUCCAAGCAAACUAUCUGACCCAACUCUGAUGAUGUGAUUUUAAAAUCUGCAACGAGAUGUUGUUUUUUUUUUUUCAUCAGUCUUAGCUCUGCUACUGCUGCACACUUUCAUAUUUAAAUGCACAAUGUCUUCAAAGGUAAAAACAGUCAAAGACUUGUUUUGACAUCAUAAACAAAAUGUGAAAUCUCUCCCUCAGAGAAAACAUGUUUCAUGGAGACUGAGUGGUUCCUGAUACUGUAUUUCCCAGUAGAGAACUUUUGUUUCUCUAGGUAUAAUUUUAAAUUAUAUAUAAAGGUGUUACACUUCAAUGUGCCUGACUUUGUGUUCCACAAAAAAUGUCUUUCAUUGUUUUCCCCACACAGAAUAACUGACCUGUUGCAGUCAUGUGACUGAGAUGUACAUGCAGUGUAUGCUCUGAAUGUUGUUUGUAAUGGUUGAAGCAGCUUCAUGCGGCUGCAGCAGGCCUGUGAUUGUUUUAUUAAAGACUUGAGAAAUUAA
Molecule: messenger RNA, 1731 nt
Organism: Seriola aureovittata
Lineage: Eukaryota; Metazoa; Chordata; Actinopteri; Carangiformes; Carangidae
Gene: maip1
Product: matrix AAA peptidase interacting protein 1
Exons: 5
Coding region: 22-759 (245 amino acids)
Biological process (GO): inner mitochondrial membrane organization; protein insertion into mitochondrial inner membrane from matrix
Cellular component (GO): mitochondrial inner membrane
Molecular function (GO): ribosome binding
Source: RefSeq, a predicted model, not a curated record